Molecule: messenger RNA, 1545 nt
Organism: Paramacrobiotus metropolitanus
Lineage: Eukaryota; Metazoa; Tardigrada; Eutardigrada; Parachela; Macrobiotidae
Product: 2-acylglycerol O-acyltransferase 2-A-like
Exons: 3
Coding region: 268-1293 (341 amino acids)
Biological process (GO): triglyceride biosynthetic process
Cellular component (GO): endoplasmic reticulum membrane
Molecular function (GO): diacylglycerol O-acyltransferase activity
Source: RefSeq, a predicted model, not a curated record
GAAAAGAUAACAACAAGCACAACUUGCACGAAGUACUUAAUUAGAAGUUUCAUCUGGCGAUAAAAUAUCUACCUAAAAAGUUGCCAAUUAGUGGUACCUUUCACCUUUGGAACCACUGGCAAUAGCUUCAAUAAUCCGUAGUUUUUCCGGCUGAAAGAUGUUACAUUGCCGAGGGUGAAGCUUAUAACAGCAACCCAAGCUGCAGACCUUGGAACUGAUCGUGAAAUUCCUUUGGAACGACGCAAAAGAAAAAGUGCUCGCGAAAAAAUGGGGAAAGUCACUGUCGGAGGUGUGGAAUUCGUGGACAUUUUGCAUGUCCCAAUGGAGCGACGACUGCAAACCCUUGCGGCGCUCGGUGCAUUCCUGUCGUUUGCAUUCGGUGGUGCGUCGGCCAUUGUGUUCCUCGUUUACCUGCUUUUCACCCGAUUCUGGUGGGUAACGAUGCUUUACAUGGUCUGGUACAUCUACGAUUGGGAUGCCAGUAGUCGCGGCGGACAUCGUCUCGAAUGGGUUCGUCGCUUGAAGUCCAACCGAUAUCUGCGGGAUUUCUUCCCGGUUACCUUGAUAAAAACUGCCGAGCUCAGUCCGGAGAACAACUACAUUUUCGGGUACCAUCCGCAUGGAGUGAUGAGCAUGGGUGGCUUUGUCAAUUUCAGCACGGAAGCGACGGGCUUUUCGGAGAAAUUUCCUGGUAUCCGACCAUACUUGCUCACGCUGAAACUGCUGCACCAGUUCCCCAUGUAUCGCGAAUGGCUGACUUUAUUCGGAAUUUGCGACGUUAGUCGGCAGAGCAUUGAUUAUAUUUUGAAAGGCAAAGGAAAUGCCGUUAUUAUUGUUAUUGGAGGAGCCAAGGAGUCGAUGGAUGCCAAUCCAGGCGAAGCGACGAUUGUUCUCAAGAACCGCAAAGGCUUCGUCAAAAUGGCACUCCGCCAUGGGGCUCAUUUGGUUCCCGUGUACUCGUUUGGCGAAAACGACAUUUAUUAUCUGGUUCUAAAGAAUGGACCGGGGUCCAAAACACGACUCUUUCAGCGAUGGUGGCAGAAGUUGUUUGGAUUUGCCCCCAUCCUCUUCGCUGGUCGCGGUAUCUUCAACUAUAACAUCGGUUUAGUCCCGUAUCGUGUCCCGAUUAAUACGGUGGUGGGUAAGCCAAUUCCUGUGGAGAAGGAUGCAAAUCCGUCCCAGGAGAAGAUUGAUGCUCUUCAUGAAACUUACAUGAGCGAGCUGGAAAAACUUUUCAAUGAACAUAAGGCUCAUUUCGGCUACAAAGAGCUGUCGAUAAAAUUUGUUGAAUGAAAUGCUGAAACCGGUAUGUAUUGUGAAGUGAUGUGUCAGUAUUGUAAAAAAUGUUUUAUUGGACUGGCUUCCUAUGGUUUUAAGUUUUUUAAAAGUAUAUGGUGUAUUAGCAAUCAAUGCAUUAUAAUUUGUUUUAUGACUUUUGUUGCUUCCAUUUUCAACGGGGCGGUUCUGCUGAAACUUUUUGUUCAAAACUAACGUUUACGUCUAUAACUGAAUUAAAGAGAAAUUUGAGUUACAGAAUGUCCCGCU